AUGCCCUUUUUGGAAGAAUUGGCGAAUGAAACAUUGAUCCAUGUUUUAAGCUAUCUACAACUGUACGAUGUUGUACAUGGUUUUUUUGGAUUAAAUCAACGGUUCGAUUGGAUAAUAGGUUCGAUUAAUCUAUCCAUUGAUUUAUCAACAACAUGUCCCGGUUUGUUUGAUUACUGCGUAAGAUACAUAACGGAAUUUGUCGAACAAGUUGUCUAUUUAAAGUUGUGCAAUACGAAAUUUGGCUCACGAGAAGUUGAUUUAUUUAACCAUACAUUUUGUAUUGAUCAAUUCAUUCAACUUCGUUCGUUGAUUUUGAUGCAUACGAAGGAUUCAGAUGAAGUGAAUAUUCUACCGAAACUGGAUAAACUGCCUUUUCUGACGUAUUUUCGUGUUCAAACACAAAACAAGAAGAUGAAGUGUUAUGUUAAAUACCUUUUAUCGAACAAAAUGACGUCAUUAAAAACAUGCAUAUUUGAUAAAUAUAGAGUCGAUUCGACGGAUUUUAGUGGAAUAACCGUAUCCAAUGUAGAACAUUUGAAGAUAUGUUUGCUUCUCUCACAAUCCGAAUUGCUUAUGUUAUUACGUGGCUUACUUCCAAAAAUAAAAACAUUACACGUCAAUGUUCGACCAUCGUCAAUCGCAGCCAUAGAUGCUGAUAUAAACGGUGAACACGUUCCGAAUCUCUCGAGUCUGACGUUGGAAUCAGUGGAAGAUAUGCCACCCGUGUUUUUCGAAACUCUAAUUGAAAAACUAUUUCAUAUUCAUCGACUACGAGUAUUAGCAUAUAGUAUAUCGUUUCUCGAUGGACAAAAAUGGGAAAACAUUUCCAGAAAACUACCACUAUUAACGCAUUUUGAAUUAUCUGUUUCGCUCUAUAAAUCUCGGUCUAAUGUAUGGCAAGUGAAACAAAGACUGGCAAAAUUUGACAAACAAUUUUGGAAUGAAACUGGACAUCGGCUUCAUUGUUGCCUUGAAGCUUUUGCUAAAUUUAAUUCUUGUUUAACCACUCCAAAAUAA
Didymodactylos carnosus is the source of this 1017-nucleotide messenger RNA. NCBI's taxonomy places the organism in Eukaryota, Metazoa, Rotifera, Eurotatoria, Philodinida, Philodinidae. The record is from the annotation of a GenBank genome assembly.